GCUCCAACCGCGCACGAGCGAGUACGUGUCAUCACUGACGGUUAAUUUCCUCCAUCAAGACGUCGUCGGCACCGGCACAGUUGAUACCACAACACGGCAUGUGCACCUGACCCCAGUCGCGAUACCGGCUCCAACAAGAUCCCCGUGACAAACACAAGUGAGUCUGGAAUAGUGUGAAAGUUUUUUUCGUGAUUCCGAAUUCCCUAUUGCUGUCGAGCGAUAGUUAUCCAAAACAUCUGCAGAAUUAAAAUGAUACCCCGGCGAAAACACAAUGCUUCCUCAGGAUCGCUCCCACCACCAGAUGACAAGCACGCCAGCAAUGAUUAUAUACUGUCAGACAGUACCAAGGAAGGCUGGCGUGCUAUUAUCAAACGAAGGCUCAACCGCAAAACACUGCAUAAGAGGAUUCCGGUUACAUCUUGGUUACCAAAGUACAAUACAGAAAAGGCCAUCGGUGAUCUUAUAGCUGGUAUUACGGUCGGUUUGACAGUAAUCCCUCAAUCGUUAGCCUAUUCAAAUAUUGCGGGUUUACCGCCGCAGUAUGGAUUAUACGGUUCCUUUCUCGGUUGCUUCAUUUACAUACUCCUUGGAGGAUGCAGGGCAGUACCAGCUGGACCCACGGCUAUCGCAUCUCUACUGACCUGGCAAGUUGCUGGAGGAGUGAUAGAAAAAGCGAUAUUACUUAACUUCCUAACUGGCCUCAUUGAGUUGUUGAUGGGAGUACUCGGUUUAGGGUUCCUAAUUAACUUCGUAUCAGGUCCUGUAUCUUCUGGAUUUACGUCGGCAGUAGCACUUAUGAUAGCGACAUCACAAGUCAAAGAUCUCUUUGCUAUAACUGUGACUGGAACGACAUUCUUGCAACAGUGGAUUUCGGUAUUCAAGAAUAUACACAAUGCAUCGCUGUGGGAUCCCAUUCUUGGAUUUUGCUGUAUCGCCCUCCUCCUUUCAAUGAGGAAAAUCGGAAUGUUAAAACUCGGUGAGAAGUCAGCGGAUGGUCCGAGUACAAGGCACAAAGUGUUGACAAAAUGUAUGUGGCUGUUGGGAACUUGUCGGAAUGCAAUUGUUGUUAUACUCACUGGAGUACUCGGCUACUGGUUUGUAACCACGAAGGGUUCAUCUCCUGUUCGCUUAAUGGUCGAAGGUGUACCGGGCGGUGCCAUUCCCUCUGGAGUACCAGUGCCAACCGUCCCACCAUUCACCUACGUUCGAGCUGACAAUACCACUGCAGACUUCGUAGACAUGGUCUCGGAACUUGGAUCCGGUCUUCUCGUGAUACCCUUAAUUGUUUUACUGGAAGAUAUAGCGAUCUGCAAGGCUUUUUCUGGAGGGAAGACCAUAGAUGCCACUCAGGAAAUGAUUGCGUUGGGUCUGAUGAAUCUUGGCAAUUCUUUUAUGCGAGCGUACCCGGGUGGCGGAUCGCUGGCUCGGUCUGUGGUGUCCAAUGGCUCGGGAGUUAAGACCACAUUCAACGGGUUGUAUACUGGUCUGAUGGUGAUACUUGCUCUACAGUUCUUUACCCAGUACUUUGAAUUUAUCCCGAAGGCUGCACUGGCUGCUGUCAUCAUCUCUGCUAUCCUGUUCAUGGUGGAAUAUGACGUCAUCAAACCCAUGUGGAGAGCCAAGAAGCUGGACUUGAUACCUGGACUGACGACUUUCGUGCUCUGCCUGGCUUUACCAAUUGAGAUGGGAAUCCUUACUGGAGUCGUGGUUAACAUUGUAUUUAUUCUGUAUCACGCAGCGAGACCGAAGUUUUCUGUUGAGAUGCUUAAAACGGAGCAAGGAGUAGAGUAUCUGAUGAUAACACCAGACCGCUGCCUCAUGUUCCCUUCAGUUGAUUAUGUCCGACGUCUUGUUACCAAAUGCGCGACCAGCAACUCCGUUCCUGUAGUCAUAGAAUGUACACACAUCUACAGCGCCGACUACACGGCAGCAAAGAGCAUAGAGCAGCUAACUGCGGACUUUCACGCGAGACAUCAACCAUUAUACUUCUACAACGUAAAACCUUCAGUCUGCUCAAUCUUUGAAGCCGUCGCGAAGCCAGAACAUUUUGUUGUCUUCUAUGAAGACGAGGAAUUAGACAGGCUUUUUGCAGCCGAUAAUAGAAUCGCGCCCCAAAAACCGCCACCUCUAAGCGCUUAGUUGUAAUAUUACAGACUAUAUUUUUGGAAGGAAGUGUAGUGUGAUAUUUUGGAUGGUAUACUCUUUUGUAAAUAGUUUUCAUCUAAUGUUUAUCGGUGUGUAGACGUCGAUGUAAAACAAACUUGUGGCUAAAGAACGUGACAGUUGACUGAGAUUUUAAUGAGGUGCAAUAUUUAUAUAUUUUCUUAAACGUCGAGGGUAUUUUUGGACCACUUUAUAAUAAAUUGGCGUCACAAAGGAAUAUUUUGUAAUGAACGCGCAAAUAUACAUAGCUGCAAAACAAAAGGUAUCGCGUCAUCGUUCUUUAGACACAAGAACUAUAGAUGCUCUAUUUUAGUAAUAUUAUGAUGAUGGAAGGUUUAUGGCUGUGUAGCUGUGAUUGGGCGAGCUCGAUCACAUCCAUCAGUAUUAUAAAUCAAUAUGGAAUAACAAAUAUGACGAAGGAACUUAGGUUAAGCUUAACUUAGCUUGAACUCUAAAAAUAGUACCUAUUUUAGCUACCAUCUAAUGAUUACGUCCGCCUUUACUCAGUAAUCCUUUGCUCACGUGUGUUUUAAAUUAUUGUUUAAUAAUGUAGAUCAGAAUAGAAAAUUAAACAUCUUUUUUUAAAUUAAUAAGGGUGACAAUCACUGAAUCAUUUUUAAACUACGUUAAGUAAUAUUUGGACUCGCAUUUAAUAAAUUACUACAGCGUCUUCAUUGUAUAACAUAAAUAUCAUUAAUUUGUAAAUAAUCAUUUAGUUUUAAGGAUAUUGCGGCCUCGUUUUUAACGGAAAGGUCCAAUCGUCUAAUCAAGUUAAAACUUCAAGGUUAUAGAAAUUCUCCUUUGAAUAGGCACAGAUUAUAUAGAAAGUAGAGAAUCCCUUUAACACAGACUAUGAAAACUAGAAUCCUAAUACGUAUAUUAUUACUAGCUACGACGUGUUAAUGACAUAGUUUAUUCUCUUCGUUGACUUUUACCAUUAAUAGCCAUUAAUAAAAUUAGCUUAUCUGCAUUUUACUUUAAAGUUUGUUUAGUAAUAUUUAUUUAGAAAUGUGGGUACUAUGACUUCUAACAGUUAUUAACAAGCAUUUUAAAAAACCUGCACUAUUAUCAUUGUAAGACAGUGUCUUUAACGUUUCUCAAUUAUUUAGUCAAACAACUUUUGGACAAAAUCAUCUAUUAAAUACAAAUAUAGACCACGGUUUAUAUCUAAUUGCAAGCUAAAGUUUUAUUUAAAAGCUCACAAAGUUUUUUAAACUAGAGACUGUUAGGCCUUUUAAGUUUGCAUAGUGUUAUUUUUCUAAUAAAAUAAUAUAGGACUAGCAUCUAUUGUUGUGAUUGUAGAUUUUAAUGAUAUUUAACACUAACGUACUUAUGCCAUUUUCUAGGCCAUGUCCCUGUUCGAACGUGAUAAAAACAAAAUCGUUUAAGUAUUCGUUUUUUUUAUAUUUUAUUUUGUGUUUAGAGUACAACAUAGUGUAGAUGGAAUAUAUCAAUAUGUUAGGAACGACUGGUCCAGUGCGCAGUGUAAAAAAUUAUUUUUAAUAUACACGGCCACGGCUAAAAUGAAUUUAAGCAUUCAUGAGUGGGACAUAAUCGAUAUUCGAUAGUAGCCAAAUUCAAUCAAAGUUAGACAAUGAGGAUAUUUAACCUUGGAAAUGCUCAAUCUUUGUCCACUUGCAUCAAAAUAAACGAGACAAUUCAUUUGAAUGCUUAAGUUUAUAAAAGUCUUAAUAGGGAAAUAUUUUUGAAUUAUGCAUCAUAAUUUUUAUAAUUUAAUAGAAAUUAUUUACUGAUGUUAUAAAAUUGUCUUAUAAUUAAUUUUAUCAACAAAAUAAUCGCAAAAUUAAGAGAGUAUUUUAAGAAAAACAGAUAUAAACAAUAUAUUUACUUAUUAUAUAAACGCCAAUGCGUAGAUAUUGUAUCAGCUUGUACCUUAAAACACAUUACAUAUAAAUGUUUCACGUCUACUUAAAUAAUUUUAAGAUGAUUAACGCGUUCAUAUUUUGAAUGUUAGGUAAAUGAAUCAGAAUUGCGUAAAGCUAUUAAAAGUGAGAGCUGGAAUUGUGAGUUCUGCGUGAAUCGGCCUUAAUGUAAUCAGAAUAAAAAUAGUUUUUAGAUAUGGACUUAUAACAGAUACGAUAUUAUAUGCAACGUCUAUUGUAUUAUAUAUAUAUAUUCCAAUAACCUAAACUCAAGAUAGAACUUGUAUCAGUAGGAUGUUGUCCCCUUAAAUGGUGUAGUACAAAACCUGUAUAUUAAAAUCGGAAUAUUAUUGCUAUAUUCGGUAUAAGCAUACUGUUUUAAAUAUAAUUGAUGUCUAUCGCUUCAAUUUAAAAAUGUUUGUAGUAGGGUGAAAUUGUCUAUAUGAAAAGGUGUUUGUGCACAACAUAAUUAUUCACGUGACAUUGAUUCACAAUAUAUACUGUUAAACUAAAUUGAAUAUUUUAAAUGCUUUAUAUAAUAAAAAAAUAUUAAUGUUUAAAAUUAUGGUGCGAACUAAUGUUUUCCCAGUUCCAAGAACAAAAUAAUUAUAAUUAAACUCUUUGAG
Molecule: messenger RNA, 4672 nt
Organism: Pieris brassicae (large cabbage white)
Lineage: Eukaryota; Metazoa; Arthropoda; Insecta; Lepidoptera; Pieridae
Gene: Esp
Product: sodium-independent sulfate anion transporter-like
Exons: 10
Coding region: 250-2139 (629 amino acids)
Biological process (GO): transmembrane transport
Cellular component (GO): membrane
Molecular function (GO): sulfate transmembrane transporter activity
Source: RefSeq, a predicted model, not a curated record